CCUUUCCAAUCGCCAUCGACCGAGCCACUUUGUUUUUUUACGUCUCUCCAACCGCCUCUCACACCUAUUCUCUCCCGGAUGGCUUCAUAGACGACGCAGGAACGGCACUCACCUCUCUCCUGCUUCUCCCUCACUCUCGCCCCUCUUUUAUUCUUCUCUUGUUGUGCACGAUCGACCUGAGGGACUCUCGGAGCCGUCGGAUCAGCCAAACAGGCGCAACACCACGUUCUUAGCGUCCCACACGCACCAUGAUUGUCAUUCCGCUUCCAGUCAAAGAUGGUCUCCCUCAGCCUCGAGGGCCUGGCGCUCGCUCAGAGGCUGGUGUCUUGACCGUCGAUGCUAUCCGUGCUGCCUCGGUCUCCUCGCUUUCGGGCGACGAGGAUGGCGCCACUGAGAAGGAAAAGGCUGGACCAAGCCGCCGCAGUGGCGCCUUCUCGCGCUCAGCCUCCAUGUUUCAGCAGCACACCACUGUCGCUUCCUCCUCUUCCAGCGCCUCCUCAUCCCGUGGUUCGUCACCGUCGGACGUGGCAUCGUCGUCGAGGAGCACACCAACGCAUAAGACAGGUUCCACUGCGACGUCUUGCACGCCCUCGCUUCGUGUGGACGACGUACCCUCCAAACCGACGACGCCCAGAAAAGCCAAAAGGGAAACUGCAGACGUGGUCGUUGAGGUGUCUCCCGCAACGUCUGAGAAUGGCAAGGCGACAUUGAGAAAAACAGAGAAGGGCAAGAAGCAAGAUCCUCGUGCGAUCCAGUACGAUGUCCCCACAGAUACGUUUGUGCCACCCUUUGGGCGAAAGACAACCAAUGCCGAGAGAGAUCUGGCCAGGGUUUGGGAGGCUGUCGCCGGGGCUCGGCGUAUUGCCGUCAUCUGCGGCGCGGGCAUCUCUGUCUCGUCGCCAGCAAAUAUCCCAGACUUUCGCUCCACGGCGGGCCUGUUCAAGACGCUCAAGGAAAAGCAUCCCAAUGCAGGACUGUCGAGCGGCAAGGAUCUCUUUGAUGCCAGGCUCUUCAACACGCCCUCGACCCAGUCGCUCUUCUACUCGAUGAUAUCCGAGCUCAAGACAAUGACGGAUGCCGCCAAGCCAACGACGUUCCACCACCUCCUCAAGCGCCUUGAUCUCGAGGGGAGACUCCAGCGAGUUUACACACAGAACAUCGAUGGGCUUGAGGAGCGAGCCGGACUAACGUUUGGACUCGGCGAGACGGGCGACAGCACUGCGACGGUGCGAGCACUGGGGAAGCGAAAGCGCGAUGAAAGGCUGGGCAAGGGACCUCCGCCCAACGCCAGAGCGCCUGGCGCCUUCUCAAGGAGCAAGAGCGAUUCGGCGCUCCUCUUUGCCGAGAGAUUGCGCUCCUCGACGCCCGACGCCGACCAGAUGCCCAUGUUCCCCCGGACAAUCCCACUUCACGGCAGCUUGUCGACGCUCACGUGUGCCGUGUGCAGCCACAAGAUCUACCUGUCGCUGGCCUCUGGCGACGGCGAACACAGUUUUCGGAUCCCGCAGAGGGAGCUGUCGCCCGAUGCGCCUGAUCAGGCCGUGGCCGCGCUGGAAACGCUGGCAAGGGGCCAACCGGUUGAGUGCGUCAAGUGCGAGGAGUACGAAGAAGUGCGCCAGACGGCCGGGCUGCGGUCCAGAGGCGUGGGAAUCAUGCGCGUCGACGUUGUUCUCUACGGCGGCCAGAACGACGGGGGAGAGCAGGUGGGACAAUGCGUGCAACGAGACAUUCUCGGCUUGCGAGACCCCAACGAGACUGCCGUGCCGGAAAGCGCGCUGGAGAGAGCAGCACGAGAGCGAAAGGAGCGAAAGGAGAAGCAGAAGACCGAUGCGGCCUCGGAGAGGGCCUCGGAGGAGAAGACGGUCGACGAGCUGCUGGCGAGCUCCAGCAGGGCGCCGCUCGAGCCCAUCUGCGAGGCCAACUCGAUGGAAGAGGCCUUGGGGGCUGCGUUUGACGAGGGCAUCGCAUCGGCGACACCCACCAUCUCCGUCUCAAAGGCACCCACAGAGCAGCCGUCAGCACCUUCCUCGACCGGCAGCAAGUCGAAGCAGCGGGCUCCAAGGCUCAAGCCGCUCCCGCCGGACCUCCUCAUCGUGGCAGGUACCAGUCUCAAGGUGCCAGGGACGAAGCGGAUCGUGCGUGAGUUUGCAAAGGCCUGUCAGGCUCGCGACAAACGCUACUAUUCGGGAGACAGCGAGGAAGAGGCCUCGGAAAGCGAAGAGGAGCUGUCAGGAAAGAGGACGACACGGGCGAGGGCAAAAAAGGACGAUUCGGCUGAGCCAAGGGAAGGGAAGGCGGAUGACGAUGACAAUGACGGUGACGAUGACGACGACGUCAAUGCGCCCAUCCGAACCGUUCUCCUCAACUACGACUUUCCUGUCCCCGGCUCUCAGUGGGAUGGUGUCUUUGACGUCUGGGUCCAGGGUGACGUCCAGCAAGCUGCGCUGGGUCUCUGGGAGGCGACAAAGUACCCGAAAGAGGCUUCCUCGACUGGUUUCGGUAUGGGACCCGCAGAAGACGAAGAGGAGGAUCACAAUGACGCUCCGAACUGCCAAGAGCUCUCGUGGGCCAACCACUGUGCUGUCUUGGAAGAGGAGCGCAAAGCCGCAAAGAAGAGGAGCCGUGCCUCUCCCAGUGCCUCAACAAGGGACGGUACAGCGACGCCGACCAAGUCUGGAAAGGCGGCAGCUUCAUCAGCGAAGCCGGUCCCCAAGGGUGAAGCAAAGGUCAAGUCUGCCAAUGAUCCAGACAAGAAGACAAAGUCGAGUGUCCAUGGUGCUGUGACGAAGAAGGCAGCUGCUUCGAUCAAGAAGAGCCCUGCGCCACAGUCCAAAGCCAAAGCCCCGAAGGCGACCUCGACGAAUGCGAAGACGACCUCAGCCAAUCCCAAGAAGGCCGUCGCCGCUCCCAAGAGCAAAUCCGUGUGGUCACCCAAGAAGGGCGCAAAGACGCCUUUGACAAGCUACAUGAAGGGCACCAAGGCCUCCACCAUGGCGACCGUCGCCGCCGCUCCCAAGAAGAAAGUCAAGUAGUCUCGCCACUUGCACAGCAUGCUUUCCCCACCAAAUUUCCAUGUACUCGUUGCAUAUCCGACCUACCCUACCCUACCAUCACACAACAUCCUUGUGGCAUCUGUUGGUACAACAGAAGCCGUGCAUGACUCGCAGUAGCAAUACCCCCAUUACAAACAUUGAAGACAAUUAAAUUUUCGCUCCCCUAC
Messenger RNA from Acaromyces ingoldii, 3220 nucleotides. RefSeq names its product DHS-like NAD/FAD-binding domain-containing protein. The transcript is spliced from 2 exons. Gene Ontology annotation, molecular function: NAD+ binding; histone deacetylase activity, NAD-dependent. Gene Ontology annotation, cellular component: mating-type region heterochromatin. The record is from RefSeq and is a predicted model, not a curated record. Bases 249 to 3032 code for a protein of 927 amino acids. NCBI's taxonomy places the organism in Eukaryota, Fungi, Basidiomycota, Exobasidiomycetes, Exobasidiales, Cryptobasidiaceae. Gene Ontology annotation, biological process: negative regulation of transcription by RNA polymerase II; regulation of DNA repair; replication-born double-strand break repair via sister chromatid exchange.